UUUUGUUGUAUCAAAAUCAGUUUGUGUUCAUGCAAGAACAUAAAUAUACUAUAUCGCAUUGAGAGGAGAUUUGCUUCAGACUCCAACUUGCUUUCAAAUAGACAUGGAUUCCAUAGAGCCGGGACUAGAGCAAUUGAUUGACAAUCUAUCUGAGGAGGAAAUUUAUAAGUUAUUUGUUGAAAAGCACGGGGAGAUAAAAUAUGACAAGCAGACGUAUUGCCCAAAUAACAAGGAUUUCAAAAGAUACAUCGUUAAUGAUCACAGAAUCUUCUUGGAAAGAGUUGGAGUUACGAGACAAGAUUUGGACUCUUUGUCAUGCAUCCAUGUAGCCGGCACCAAGGGAAAAGGUUCAACAUGCGCUAUGGCAGAAAGGAUUCUGAGGAAUUAUGGUUACAAAACAGGUCUCAUAAGUUCUCCCCCUCUGUUAGAAGUACGCGAGCGAGUACGAAUCAAUGGGGCACCAGUUUCCAGGGGCAAGUUUGGAAAAUACGGAUUAGAAUGCUUAGAAUUGCUAAAGAAGAACAAGGGAAAGUAUGGUAAAUCGUUCGUAGAUAUGCCAGGAACAUUUUCGAUAUUCAGCAUCGUUGCAUAUUACACACUCGUCAAGGAAAAGGUUGAUGUAGCUGUUGUGGAAGUUGGACUUGGAGGUGAAUACGACUCAACUAAUUCUCUUUGGUCUCCGAUUGUUACUGGAGUUUCUUCCCUUGCCAUUGAACAUGCCUCUCUUCUCGGCAACACACUGGCUGAAAUUGCCUGGCAUAAAGCGGGUAUAUUUAAGGAUGGUCGACCUGCCUUUACAGUUCCUCAGAGGGAGGAAGCAAUGGAAGUACUUAUUAAUAGAGCAAAUGAACGAAAUACGACGUUACAACUAUGCCCUCCACUGAGUGCUUAUGAAUUUAAUGGCGACAGUGUCCAGUUAGGCCUCGCUGGAAAACACCAACGAUGUAAUGCUGCUUUGGCUGUUCAGCUAACUAAAACAUGGCUCGAGGAGAAACAUCCAGGGAGAGUUCAGUUCCAAGUAAUAAAAUCAACUAUUGAUGACUGUGCGAUCAACGGUGAUAAUAUCAAUGAAUGCAAUGUUCCCAGUGCGACGCCGUUUGUAAUCCCAGACGAAUUCCUACAAGGAUUCGCGUUAGCUAAGUGGCCUGGACGUAACCAAACAAUCCGAAAACCUGGAGUGACUUACUAUAUUGACAAUGCCCAUACCAAGGAUAGUGUCGCAUUCUGUAAGAAUUGGUUUGACGAAGAAGCAUCAAAUGAGGCAAAGACGAUCCAAGGAGUUGUCAAGAAAAUACUUAUCUUUAAUCUAGGAGGAGAUAGAAAUGCCUUCAACAUCAUGCCACCACUUGUGGAAUACGGAUUUGAUGCUGUAGUUUUCUCUGUAAUGAGGACUGUAGAAUAUCAAGAAAAUGAAGUAAGAGAUUACAAAUCCAAUGACUCGUUGGAUGAUCAGUUGAUGAAAUGCCAGCAGCAUCUAGCAACCUUCAAGAAGCUUCAAGCUGAAAUGUGCAAUUCAGUCUCCGGUCAAUCACCAAUCUUCAAAAUAACAUCUUCUGCUACAGCAGCUCUUCAAUGGAUUUUAGGUUCUCGUCUUGAAAAAGAUGGUAAGGAGACGGCUGAAUUGCCAUAUGGGGAAGGAUUCAUGCAAGAAGCUGACCAUCUUCAGGUUCUGGUCACCGGCAGUAACUUCAUGGUAGGAUCGGUUAUUCAUGUAAUCCAACCAAAUAUGCUCGAAAAUAUCAAAUAUUGAUAUUCAUAGUAUAUGAAUAUCGAGAAAUAAAACGAUGCAAGUGCUUCAUGUUAAAACAAGUACCGAACAAAGGUACUUCUUAUUUUAUUUUUACAUUGGGUCUCCAUGGUUUUUCGUGAUAAUAAAAUUUACACAUUUUCAUUCAGUUUCAACACUUGCAUCAAGACUUGAUGGUGGGAGGCUUUUCUGUUCAUUAUUGUAGUACCAUGUGAUUUAUCUCAUUUUGAAAUUCAUGAUUUUCUGUUUUUCUUUAAUUGUUUUUUUUCCUACGAAGUUCUCUCGGUAAAAUGAAUAACGAACAAUAAUAUUUUCAUGUUCUUUAUUUGUCCUUCAUGCAUAAUGUCUUCUCUGGGCCCUAAUGAAAUAAAAAGAAUAUUGUUGACAAUACUGCUGACAUUACUGCUUACAAGUCGAAUAGUGGAAAAUAUGUGCCGGAAAAUGAUAUUUAACCGAUGUGCACAUAUACCUUCCCAUGCCCUUAACCUAUUUUGUUUUCAAAUUUAUAAUUUGUAAUCUAAAUUUUUAUAUUGCAUUUAUUGCUUUACUUUAAUUGCUAAAUUGAUUGACAUAUGUCUAUUGUAUGGAAUAUAAGUUUGUUAGAAAUGAGCAAUGAUAAAAACUGAAACUAAACCUUCUUAAAUUCCUAUCACUAUAAAGGGCCAAUUUUUAUAUCAUAUGCUAUUCCACCGAGUUUCAAUUUUAUGAUCUAAUGAUACAUGAUAUUAUUUGUUCGGUAUUCAAUAUCGUAACAAUGACAUUUAAUAUAUAGUUUAUAGAGUCGUGUAUUUACAGUAGUAUACAGUGUGUCCCAGAAAAAAGGAAAUAGGGUUUCCCACAUAUUCUUCCUUCAAAGGCAAAUUAAUUAUGAUAUGCCAUUUACAUCUUCGUAUAAUUCAAUUAUUCCUCUACAUUUGAUACCUAAUAUGCGACGAACAGUUCUCGCAUUAACGAGCGAGACGAGUUUUAAAAUUUCAAUGUCAAAAUCAGUUUGCGCAGAAGAAUUUGACAAGAUUGAUUCUUGACACGACAGCCGUGUUUAUUUGACAAUUGACUAAUUAGCAUUUAUUUAGCAUUCUUUGUUAAGUUUCUCUCGCUGAUUCCUGGAAUGAGGGGUCACGCGUGUAUCAUGUGUUAAAAUAUAAGUGAAAAAUAUCAAAUUAAGAUAUUUUCGAAUGUUGGGUUGGGUCGAAUGAACAUCAUGUGUCUUCCUGUUGUAAUUAGGCUCAUGGCAUCCUGAAUGUGGAUUAAGAUUAACACUUGAGUUUCUGCGCAAAUUGUUUCUGAUAGGCCUUAAUAUUUAUUAUCUGUAACCUGCCAUGCGUGAAUGAUUUGAUAAGCUGUUGGUCUCAAAUUAAAGAUGAGAUUCCACGUUUACCAUAAGUAUCAAAUUCAUACUAAAAACAUAUUAAAUAAUUGUGAAAUCUAUCUCAUCUCUGAAAACAGUUUUUGUGGGUCACACUAUAGAGUAAGUUAGUUCACAGUGUGCUAAGGCUUUCUCUUUUUUACUUGAAAGUGUGUUACAUAAAUUCAACUGCAGCAAGUUGAUUCUGCAACACACAUUUCA
Messenger RNA from Lytechinus variegatus (green sea urchin), 3314 nucleotides. RefSeq names its product folylpolyglutamate synthase, mitochondrial-like. The transcript is spliced from 12 exons. Gene Ontology annotation, molecular function: ATP binding; tetrahydrofolylpolyglutamate synthase activity. The coding region runs from base 104 to 1750 and encodes 548 amino acids. Gene Ontology annotation, biological process: tetrahydrofolylpolyglutamate biosynthetic process. The record is from RefSeq and is a predicted model, not a curated record. NCBI's taxonomy places the organism in Eukaryota, Metazoa, Echinodermata, Echinoidea, Temnopleuroida, Toxopneustidae. Gene Ontology annotation, cellular component: cytoplasm; cytosol; mitochondrion.